CGUUAGGAAAGUCUGUCCGGAUUCAAUUGACUCAUUCCUUUCUUCGUAAGGAGAGACACCCCAAUUUUCCAAUUCUAUAAAUUCUCUGUUCCUCUCACCUGCGUCUAUCAACAAGCUAAUUAAGCUGCAAUUAAUCAGACAUUCAGACAUCUUUGUUUGAGAGAUAGCGUAUAAGAAGAGGAGGACGACGAAGAUGAUGACGUCAAUUUUCAGUUCCUUCGACGCCCUUUCGGCGGAGCUCUUCGUGAAAAAAUUGGGACAAUCGCCAGGCUGCUCUCAGGCUGUCGUGGCCGAUCUGAAGACCGGUGGGGUAAACAACGCCGCCGUCGGGGAGGUGCCGCCUCCGCAUGCUAUGAAGAAGACGGCUGCGACCGAACAGAGGAGGAGACCGAGGUUCGCGCCGGAGUUGGAUGGGAUCUAUAGUUUCGAGACGAUUAUUCCGAGUUGAUUAUUCAAUUAUCUGACGAGAUUAUUAUUGCACGGAGUAAUUCUUUGUAACAAUUAACAGUUAUUUUCGUCUCUGUAAAAUCACUGCUUGCUACAUUAUUCAAUUCAAGGAUGCCUUUUGUUCGGGUGUAGUCCACCAUAGAAUUGUCUCCCAUACAAUUAGAAUUUACUUAUGUCCUAAAGCAAAGCAAAAUAUUGAGAUUCUUUUUAGUUUUUAGAGUAAAUUCCUAAAAUGUUC
Cuscuta campestris is the source of this 685-nucleotide messenger RNA. NCBI's taxonomy places the organism in Eukaryota, Viridiplantae, Streptophyta, Magnoliopsida, Solanales, Convolvulaceae. The record is from the annotation of a GenBank genome assembly.